AUGCAGUGGAAGCCCGUAGCACCUGUAUACCUUCAGAAACACUGGGCAUCUAAUCAGCAAAUCACCGAGAAAUUAACCCCACCGACAGCCGCUGGCGACUCCUUAACUCCCGAGGAUGAGGAACAACGCAUCAAGUAUAACAACUGGAUUGACAAACUGCCUCCGAAAAUCGCGCCUUAUGUGUUCCUUACACGUUUGGACAAACCUAUCGGUACAUGGUUACUAUUCUGGCCCUGCGCUUGGAGUAUUUCGAUGGCGGCCUUUCAUACGCAUGCAUCCCUUGCAGAUACAGGUUACAUGAUAGCAUUGUUCGGUUUAGGCGCAUUAACCAUGCGUGGCGCAGGUUGCACAAUCAACGAUUUAUGGGACAGGGAUAUCGAUGACAAGGUGGAAAGAACAAAAAUUCGACCGAUUGCCAGUGGCGCAAUUACUCCGACGAAAGCGAUCGGAUUCCUAGGUCUCCAGCUGUCCGUCGGUUUAGCAAUUCUAACUCAAUUGAAUCUGUACAGUAUUUUAUUGGGCGCUUCAUCGUUAUCCCUCGUAGUAACGUAUCCGUUGAUGAAGCGUAUUACAUACUGGCCGCAAACCGUGCUUGGUCUUGCUUUUAACUGGGGCGCUUUAUUGGGAUGGUCGGCCAUGACUGGCCAGUUGGACUUGACUGUCGCCGGCCCACUUUAUGCUGGUGGCGUAGCCUGGACGUUGGUCUAUGAUACCAUUUAUGCCCAUCAAGACAAGAAGGAUGAUGUAAAAGUCGGCGUAAAAUCGACUGCCCUUCGAUUCAAGGACAAAACGACCCAGUGGUUGACAGGUUUCUCCGCGUCGUUCGUCUCCAUGACAGCUUUGGCUGGUUACAUGAACGAUCAAGGUUUGCCGUUUUAUGCACUCAGUGUGUGCGGUACAGCCGCUCAUCUGGCAUGGCAAUUGAAGACUGUCAACUAUGAUGUGCCGGCUGACUGCUGGGCAAAGUUCAAGAGUAACACAUGGACAGGGGCCCUUCUUUGGUCGGGUAUUGUGGCGGAUGCAGCAUGGUCUGCAUCACAAACGGCUGUAGCUUAA
Messenger RNA from Radiomyces spectabilis, 1056 nucleotides. RefSeq names its product UbiA prenyltransferase family-domain-containing protein. Gene Ontology annotation, biological process: ubiquinone biosynthetic process. The coding region runs from base 1 to 1056 and encodes 351 amino acids. The transcript is spliced from 4 exons. Gene Ontology annotation, cellular component: mitochondrial inner membrane. The record is from RefSeq and is a predicted model, not a curated record. Gene Ontology annotation, molecular function: 4-hydroxybenzoate polyprenyltransferase activity. NCBI's taxonomy places the organism in Eukaryota, Fungi, Mucoromycota, Mucoromycetes, Mucorales, Radiomycetaceae.